Molecule: messenger RNA, 2061 nt
Organism: Hirsutella rhossiliensis
Lineage: Eukaryota; Fungi; Ascomycota; Sordariomycetes; Hypocreales; Ophiocordycipitaceae
Product: KR domain-containing protein
Exons: 3
Coding region: 1-2061 (686 amino acids)
Biological process (GO): fatty acid biosynthetic process; secondary metabolite biosynthetic process
Molecular function (GO): oxidoreductase activity; fatty acid synthase activity
Source: RefSeq, a predicted model, not a curated record
AUGGCCGGUUACGAGGUUACCAGGCGCGGCUUGAGCGAUGCUCCACCGGCCGGUCAAGACGUGCUCUCUCUUCUCGACAUUGAGGAGGCCUUUUUCCAUGACGUCGAGGAGGCGCGCUUCUUAGCCUUUAGGGCUUUUCUUCUUCAACUGCAGCGAACUGGCGGUGGCAUGCUCUGGGCAACUCACCUCGUCGAUAUCGGUUGUCGUGAUCCUAGAUACGCCCAGGUGCUCGGCCUCGCAAGAAGCGUCCGCACAGAGCAAUCAAUCGACUUGGCCACGUGCCAGGUCGACGAAUUUGACAAUGCCGAAUCCAUUCAACGUCUCCUACAGGUGCUAACCAAGUUCCGGUCGCGUCAAGGCGACGACGAAGUUGAUCCAGACUUUGAAUGGGCCAUCUUCAACGGCCGCAUCCAGGUCGCCCGCUUUCACCCCUUUUCCUUAAGCGAUGAGCUGUCGUGCCAAGGGGAAUCCAACGAGAUGAGCACACUAAAUGUCUUGACCCCUGGGCGCAUCAGUAGUCUGUACUAUGCGCGGCACGAACGCAAAGAACUUGAAAGCAAUGAAGUCGAAGUCGAGGUCUACUCGGCCGGAUUGAACUUUAGGGACAUUCUCGUUGCGCUGGGCAUAGUUGAGCUUCCGGUCCGUCUGUUCGGAAUCGAAGCCGCCGGCACCGUAACCCGGGUGGGAGCCGGCGUCUGCCCAGAUGACCUUCGAGUGGGCGAUCGGGUGGUUUGCUUCUGCAGAAAAGACGCCUUUUCGACCUUUACGACUACUUUGGCAGAUGUAUGCAUGCGAAUCCCAGACACGCUCACGUUUGACCAGGCUGCAACGAUGCUCAUUCCAUAUUUUACUGCCAUUCAUGCCAUGGUCAACGUCGGGCGUGUGACAAAGGGUCAGAGUGUUCUGGUUCAUAGCGCCUGCGGAGGCGUCGGUCUCGCUGCCAUCCAAAUCGCUCGGAUGCUCGAGACGGACUUGUUCGUCACCGUUGGCAGCGAGGACAAGGUCGCGUAUCUGAUGGAGACGUACGACAUGCCAAGAAAUCGCAUCUUCAAUUCUCGCGAUGCUUCAUUCGUCGACGGCGUCAUGCACGAAACAAACGGCCGCGGCAUCGACUUCAUCCUCAAUUCGCUUUCGGGCGAGCUCUUGCACGCCACCUGGGGCUGCGUCGCCGAAUUCGGGACAAUACUUGAGAUUGGCAAACGCGACCUGAUGGGCAACGGCAAGCUUGACAUGAAGCCGUUUUUGGCGAAUCGUAGCUACUGCUGUAUCGACAUUGACGGGCUCUGGAAAAGGAUUCACAUUGCCCGAGCCUUGAUAUUCUCCAUCCUUGAGUUCUAUCAAAGGGGCUCCAUCUCCCCGUUGCCCGUCAAGGUUUUCCCUGCCGCUCAAACCCAGGACGCCUUUCGAUUCAUGGAGAAGGGCCAGCACAUCGGGCGUGUCGGAAUUUCCAUCAAGCCAUCCGGAGACGCCGAUGCGGGUUUCGACACGGGCAAGAUGGCUCGCAAGAUUUCCUUUAGCGAGUCUGCCGCGUAUCUCAUGGUCGGCGGUCUUGGUGGUAUAGGCCGUGCCGUAUCCGUCUGGAUGGUUGAGCACGGCGCUCGAGAGAUUGUGCACAUGUCCCGGAGCGCUGGUCUUGACGGAAGCGCCGACUCUUUUGUCCACGAGCUCCAGAGCAUGGGCUGCGCUGUCAAGCUCGUCAGCGGCGAUGUCACCAAGCUUGCAGAUGUCGAGAGAGCCAUGGCUGCGGCAGACUCUCCCCUCAAAGGCAUUGUCCAGAUGUCAAUGGUAGUCGCCAACGAGAACUUUGCAAGAAUGAGCUACGACGAAUGGACGGCAUCUACAGCCCCCAAGGUUCGAGGGACAUGGAAUCUCCACAACGCCUCUUUGUCUGCCAAGACCGAUCUCGACUUUUUCACCAUGUUCAGCUCCGUGUCCGGCAUUGUUGGGCAAGCGGGUCAAGCCAACUAUGCCAGCGGGAACAGUUUUCUCGAUGCUUUCGCCCAGUACCGCAAUGACCUGGGCCUCCCAGCCUCUGGUGUCACAGGUCCCGGGGCCGGCUGA